Messenger RNA from Adineta steineri, 619 nucleotides. The record is from the annotation of a GenBank genome assembly. Lineage: Eukaryota; Metazoa; Rotifera; Eurotatoria; Adinetida; Adinetidae.
AACAAAUGGUAUUUUUAAUGAAUGUUUUGAAUUUUCAUUAAAACCAAAUGAUUUAUUAAAACGAACAUUACGUUUAACUGUAUAUACAGUUGAUUCAAUAACUCGUAUUCGUAAUAUUCUUGGACAUAUAUUUGUUAAAUUUGAUAAAUUUCUGGAUGAAAAUAUAGAUGAUAAAACAUUUUCAACAAAUAUUUUAUCUGAAUAUUUUACUCAAGAUUUACAAAUUCGAUCAGAUCAUGUUGGAGAAUUAAUAUUAACGAAUUAUUAUUUAAAAGAUCAGAAUCUACUUCAAAUACGAAUACAACAAAUAAAUAAUUUACAUAUUGAUAAAAUCAACAUAAAACUUCCAUUUAAAGCUCAUUUUAGUGGACAAACAUCUAAUUCUUGUGAAAAAUAUCAUUGGACAAAUACCCCAUCAUUUAUUAUUUCUUCAUUAUCAUCAUCUCGUAUUAAUCAAGAAUUAAAUUUAACUGUUUAUUCCAAGAAUGAAAAUCAUAUUGAAUGUCAUCUUCGUCUUCAUUUACAUACUUCGAAUCAAAUACAUAGUCAUGCUCGAUGGCAACAUUCACUGAAAUCAAAUACGCCAACAACUAUAACUGUACCACUUGUUGUUGUAUAA